CCAGUAGACACCCGUAAGUCUCGCGGUGUUUUCCCUGUUCUCGUUGGAGAAGAAGAAUCGCGGAAGAGGAGGAAGGUUCCCUGACGGAUCACCGGGCUAACCAGCUAACAAAGAUUACUGCCAGUGUAAUCAACAGUUGAGUCGGGUUUACAGGUUAGAUAGACGCCCGGACCGAAGCAUCAAGAUGACAGCCGCGCCUUACAACUACUCCUACAUCUUCAAGUACAUCAUCAUCGGUGAUAUGGGAGUCGGCAAGUCUUGCCUGCUGCACCAGUUCACAGAGAAAAAAUUCAUGGCGGACUGUCCUCACACCAUUGGGGUGGAGUUUGGGACGAGGAUCAUGGAGGUCCACGGUCAGAAGGUGAAGCUGCAGAUCUGGGACACAGCUGGUCAGGAGCGUUUCAGGGCCGUCACCAGGUCCUAUUACAGAGGGGCGGCCGGGGCCCUCAUGGUGUACGACAUCACCAGGAGGAGCACCUACAAUCACCUGAGCAGCUGGUUGACAGACGCCAGGAACCUGACCAACCCAAACACGGUGAUCAUCCUGAUCGGGAACAAGGCCGACCUGGAGGCUCAGAGAGACGUGACGUAUGAGGAGGCCAAACAGUUUGCUGAGGAGAACGGUUUGCUGUUUCUAGAGGCCAGCGCUAAGACAGGGGAGAACGUGGAGGAGGCCUUCUUGGAAGCAGCAAAGAGGAUUUACCAGAACAUCCAAGAUGGCAGCCUGGACCUGAACGCCGCUGAGUCGGGAGUCCAACACAAACCGUCUGCGCCGCAGGGAGGCCGUCUCAACGCCGACAGCCAGCCAGCCAAAGAAGGCUGCAGCUGCUAACCACAGACAGGAACUGCAGACCCAUGGACGGACGGACGGACGGACACGUGCACAGAGAUCCCCUCUCCACCAGGCACCAACAUGCAUCAAAUAGGAUUUAGUUGGAUUACAUGGAACGCGGACCCCAGUUCACUUCCCAAGACAAGAUUCAAACAUCCUCCACCCAGUCAGUCACUUACCCACUUUGGAUAAAUCAGGACCCUUUCAACUGAGUCCUGGACCACCUGCGACCACCAAGACCACCAUGUGCCACCUCUGCAUCAAAUCUGAAUCAGUGCUGAGCAAAUCCCGCAUCAGCACCAAACGAGUCCCUGAGCCGCACCAGGAUCACGCUGGCUCACAUCCUGGUCACAGUCCAGCCUUCAGCUCGUAUUCAGGCACACAUGAGCCAGGCUUGGACUGGGCCAGUCUGGACUGUUCUAAGCCCAGGGGGGUCCAGUGAGUUCCCCCAGGAGCAGAAAGACCUUAACCAAGAUUUGGGACUACGGUCCCGACCCCAGCUGUUCCAGGUCUGGAGCUCCUGUCUGGAUUUGGGACUUCCUUCAUCCAGAAUGCAAAACAGCCAUAGACAAAUAAAGGUGCAGGAUUCAAAUUUGGAAAUUCUUAGCCGAGCGCCACCUCCUCUCCAAAUCCUCAAAUCUGGACCGUAGGGUCAGAUUUAGCUCUAAUCCAGAUCAGCCUGUGCCCACUUAUGACACUCACUCUUGGAUUUACAGUCGGACUUUGGUUUCAUGUUCCUGUGAUCUUCUGCCAUUUGUUUUUGAGUUGGAAAAGUCUUUAAAAUUCAGAGAUCCAACACAGAGCGGCCUGGACGUCUGAACUGUCCUCUGGGACCCCUCCUGACCCGGACCACCUGUCACUAAUGUGGAUCAGAAGACGCUUUAAUGCUGUCAUCUGAUGUGAGAUCGACAGGUUGGUCCAGCUGCGUUCACUCCUGGGGCUAAUGAUGUCAUUUUACUUCAUGGUACAGAUGCAGAUUAAAGGGGCACUUCACUGAUUUUACACAUGAGGAUCAUUUUACUCUCGAAAGGGUUUUGACAUCCGACCCGUUUUAAAGGCUGGAUAUCUCAGCCUCCGCUGCCUCGGUUUCGAUCAGUCACCUGCAAGUUCCCCGACUUUAUGGACGUCCUUAAAGCAUUAAAGUUUGCAUUUUGUGUUGUCCAGCCAUGUCUAAGUCACUGGAGUGUCCCUUUAGUCCCGGGUGGAAGGAGGACUCGCAGUGAGGAUCUGAGCUCACAUGAAGACAAACAUGCACACACCAGUUUGGAUGAUCAGCAUUAACACACAGUCAGGGUCUUCGUGGCUCCGGCAGUUUGGACCUGAAACCACUGAAAUUAAUUUUAAAUAAAAGUAGCUGAGGACACUAAGACCCCGUCCAUCCAGAUUAAACCGAUUAUUAACCGGACCCAGUUUUGUUAGGGUCCUGAGGCAGGUCUCGGUUACCCGGACCCUCGAAAACCACUAAUAAACCGACACAUUCAUAGACAGGAUCCCCAACUUCAGCCAGUAAACCAAACCCACCGUCUGUGUCCUCCACGCUUUGCCUUUUUAACUGAUUUUAACUGAAUGAACAUCGAUUCUUCUGUGGAGAGAUCAAACACCUGGUGGACGAAGGUGACGACGAAGACAAAAUUACACACCUGAACAACAAUGUUGGUCCCUCAGUGGAUCAGUUCAGGAUAGAUUUUAGUUCAGUUUGUCUUGGUAAUGUUUUUUUUUUUUUCUAACACACACACACACACACACAGUGCAUUCUUCAUUGUCACAGCUCCCCCUAGUGGCCAUCUCCUGAAUCCCUCUGAUUUAAAGGGGGAAUAAAAGUGGAAGUGAGGCAGAUUGUUUUAAUUUAUUCCUUUCUCAUAGUUUUAGCUUGAGAUAACACUUUACUUUACUUGAAUGUGAUUUCUGGGUCAUUACAGCUAAACUGUUGUGGUGCUUUGAAGGCGUCACGCGUCUUAAACUAAACUGAUUAUUGUUCAGCUGAAAGAUCAGAGACAAAUGACUUGGCUUGUUGUCCCACAGAAACAUUUUGACUGUGCAGAAGGACUCGUCCCACCCGGUGAAAUGUCGUAGUGCGAUCCAGUUCGACUCGAAAUGUCUCGCGUCGUGAUAUCCUCAAGUGCUUUCAAGCUUCCUGUGCAGUCAGCCAUCAGCUAAAAUAUAAAAUUAAACUUGGUGUCCUCCCAGUCCCGACUGGACUGGUCCGUAAACUUUGCUCCUGAAGAAGCGUCUCAGCGCCGAGCAGAUAAUGUAGCUCUGCUGAACUUAGAUCUGCUUUUAUUUUUCUCUUAAAAUAUUUUGAAGCUCUAUUGAUUCAUUUUGUGUUCCCUAAAGGAGAAAAACCAAAACGAGCCAACAGAUGUGCACAUGUUAAAACACACAGCGGCUCACCGCGAUUCGCCCGUCCGCACCGCGAGGCCGCGGUUCAGGUUCUGUUCUGGUGGCGAGUCUGGCCCGCAUCCUGUGUACAUAACCAGUCAAAACACAAGUGUUGGGGCUGUUGAAGCCAGAGGAGUCCUGGACCACGUCGGUGCAGACUGAGUCCACUUCUGUCUGAAUGGGGCGUGAUCAGUGUGGUCUCGCUCUUCGCUGUCCUCUGAUUGGUGGACAGCAGCCUUCGUCAGCUGUGAUGAGUCAUGGGUGAAGCUCCUCCCUCAGCUUAAAAAAAAAUCACAACAAACUCUGCAUUUCUCAUUGCUUUUCAUCUUUUAAUAACCUGCACGCUGCAUCCGCUAAUGAAAGAUUUCCUCUUGAACGCUUAAUCAGUUUUAAUCUGAAAGAUGUGAAGUUUCUGGGAACCGAACGGUCACGACGAGAAGCCGCCGGAUUGACUGUCAGAAGACAAACUCGUGAGGUUGUGACCGCUGCCUUAAGCUUCCCUCGCCAAAACAAAACGCAAGCAGUUACAGGAAAUAUAAUCAGAUUACAGCAGAGGAGUCAGGACUGUUGCUGCAGUGUUUAAAGAUGCUCGCUCUGGUUUUUGUUUGUGAUCAGGGAUCCAGGAGGACAGCAAGACCGUCUGUAAGGAAAGCGAGCAGCUAAAUGUCUUUUUAUACCAGUAAAGAGAGCAGUUCUUAGCUACUUAAACGAUUCAGUGUGUUUGAUGAGCGGUCAGAAGGAGGCGCUCUGACGGCAGGACGGAGGGACAGGAUGUGACGGAGGUCUGGUGUAAACCCCGCCCACUGGCUCUGACAUCAUCUGUAUAUUUUAUUGUUUUGUCUUUCUGUUGAUUUUCUGUCUGCUGAAAUAACAAACCUGCUUCUCAUGAUUCUUUGACUAUUUAUAUUCUAAAUCUGUCAUGUUUUACUGCAGCUGUACUUUUCAUUGUAUGACCUUGAGGAUUCAGUUAUUUGUAAAUAAAGUAUACAUACUGUAUAU
Molecule: messenger RNA, 4210 nt
Organism: Scatophagus argus
Lineage: Eukaryota; Metazoa; Chordata; Actinopteri; Scatophagidae
Product: ras-related protein Rab-14-like
Exons: 8
Coding region: 185-832 (215 amino acids)
Biological process (GO): phagosome maturation; Golgi to endosome transport; endocytic recycling
Cellular component (GO): phagocytic vesicle; Golgi apparatus; recycling endosome
Molecular function (GO): GTPase activity; GTP binding
Source: RefSeq, a predicted model, not a curated record